AUUACAUACGUCACAUCCUCACGAUACGCCUGUUCUGUUGCCUGUAAACUUUCAGUAGUGUCAGUGAAUCGCGAGAAUCCGCAGGUUAAUCAUACUCCGUACUACACAGUCUUAUCAUAUUCUGAACCGUCAUUUUACAAAUACGAAAGUGUACAAAGCUGUUUAAACAUACAAGAUACUUCCAGGCAAAGUAUCGCGUACGUGUCCUAGAUAUGGGUUGCUUAAAUUAUGAUUAAAAACAGAAGUUGCAAAACGUAACUUAUCAAAAUUAGAUGCAGCUAAAUGUUUGACCUUAAAGUUAAGAUAAAGCGAGCUGUUCUCCGUUCUCAUCGAAUUCAUCUUCUAAUCGGAAUACGCCCAUAAUUAUAAAUUGGAAAAAUCUUCAAUAAAUAAAUUCUAACGCUCUCGUUUUUAUUAUUCGAUUAUCGUAAAAUUACAUAUAAAGAAUGCCGCUACUUCGAAAUUUAUCUCGGCGUUUUAAUUUGCUAACAACCGACGCGAAACCUGAUCCACCGCGAGUACCGCCUGAAGGAUAUACGCAUAAUUUAGAACCGAAUGCGAACGGAGAAUCGAAGAACAAGUCACAAGAGGAUCAAACUAUUCUAGCGUCCGAACAAAGAAACUCUUUCGAAAAUGACGCGGUGCCGAUUAACAAAUCGCAAUCGAGCACCUCUACCACAGAAGAUUUAAACGAUGCUAAAUCUUCUCAGAAUGAUGCGAAAGGACAAAAACGGCCGAACGUGAAAACGAAGUCAAAACAAAAUUGUACGUGUAGAACGCGUACUGUGAAUUAUAACAUAAUUAACUCAAAUGAUGUGAACAUCGGCUCGAAGACAAGUUACAUUUGUAACGUUAAUCAAUUGGCCAAGAAUAACGCUGAUACAUCGGAGGAGCCGUGCUCGAAAACAAAAUUUCGACAAAUGCCGAUGGAAGUGGAAUGCUUAUCCGUUUCUACUGAUCGAGUUACUUUGGACGAUAUAUUUGUCGUUAAAACUUACAUAGGACACGGGUGGAGAGACGUAGCUAGGAAGCUAUCGUAUUCCGACGGACAAAUCGAACAGUUCGAAGAAAAUUACAGAUUCAGGGGCAUAAGCGAAGUGAUCUAUCAAAUAUUUCUUGAUUGGAUACAAGCGAAUACGAAGGAUGCGGAAAUCGGUAAAUUGAUAAAUAUUUUAUGGGCCUGUAAAGAAUAUGACUGCGCUGAACGACUAAUUUCCGCGCGUAACAAAUCCAUAUAAUACACUUCAAUUGAUAAUAUCUGAUAUCAGAUAUUUCUAUAUAAUAUGUAUGUACAUAUAUAGUACCAUUAGCAGUAUGGACUUUAUUGUUAUAAUUAGAUAAAGGUUGUCAUAUUUUUUUAUACAGUAGAAACCUAUAUAUCUAAACGAUAUUUUAAUUAGUACCUGACUAGUCGAAAUUUAUUUCAUUGAAACUCAUUUAUACGUCUUACGAACUGAACAAAAACAUCACCAAAAGGUUUACAUAAAUGGAUGUCUGCUAUAUGUAUACAACUGAGGUAUUUUUAAUCAUGUACAAUUACAAUACAAAUUAUAACAAAGUACGAUUUUUAUACAAAGUUUACAAAAAUAUUUACGCGACUGAUAUGUGAAACAUUUUUUCAAAUGACACAUUAGUGGGCUACUUCAAGUCGUAGAAAGAAAAGUCAUAAGUAUUAAAGCAUUGAUUACUCCAUCACCAAUAUGUACAGUCGAAAGAUCUAGUUAACGUUUAAGAACGAAUAAAUUUGAACAAUCUCUUCAA
This is a messenger RNA of Ceratina calcarata, 1761 nucleotides long. RefSeq names its product death domain-containing immune deficiency protein (gene imd). The record is from RefSeq and is a predicted model, not a curated record. Lineage: Eukaryota; Metazoa; Arthropoda; Insecta; Hymenoptera; Apidae. The transcript is spliced from 4 exons. Gene Ontology annotation, biological process: signal transduction. Gene Ontology annotation, molecular function: protein binding. The coding region runs from base 447 to 1238 and encodes 263 amino acids.